AUGAAGCCUACGUGGCUGGAAGAGCCCCAGCAUGGGAGUAAAGAUCGAAGGCACAGCGCCAGUCCCUUUACUGCAGACUACACAAUCAACCAGACCCUGCAUGGUCUUUCAAACAACCGACCGAGGCGAUUAACUAUAGAUAUUCCACCCGAUUAUAUCGGCCUCGAAACCAUAGUCUCAACACCAGGACCAUCGGAAAGCACAUCCAAACCCGAUUCAUUGACAGGGAAAGAUGACCGAAUAGAGGCGGAGCCGUUAUCGCUUCCAUCGCGUCCAGGCCCUUUGCCGAGGAAUAAUCCCAACGAAAAGGAGGGUACAUGGCUUCAGCGUAGAUGGAGCGAUCUCAUCACCUUUGGCAAGUUUGUUGGGCCUGGGUUCAUGAUUGCUGUUGCGUAUAUCGACCCCGGAAACUACUCUACCGACAUUGCCGCUGGCGCAUCCUACCACUUUGAUCUUCUGUUCAUCGUCCUGGUGAGCAAUAUGUUCGCUAUCUUUCUCCAGAGCCUCGCCAUCAAACUCGGCACCAUCACCGGCCUCGACUUAGCAACAGCCUGUCGUGUUUUUCUCCCGAGAUGGAUGAACAUUGUCGUCUACGCUCUAUCCGAAAUCGCUAUCAUCGCGACAGAUAUGGCCGUAGUCAUCGGCACUGCUACGGCAUUACACCUGCUCAUCCCGAGACUGCCGUUACUCGCCUGUGUCAUUUUGACAAUCUUGGACUUUGUCUUCAUCCUCAUAUUUUACCGGCCCGACGGCUCCAUGCGAGGACUGAAAAUAUUCGAGAUUGGCGUCUGUAUCCUCGUGCUUGGGGUAGUCGUGUGUUUUUGCAUUCAGUUAUCGUUAAUCAAAGACACCACCGUUGGUCAAGUAUUCCGUGGAUACCUCCCGUCAGACUCGAUCGUGCAGAGCAACGGAUUAUACCAGUCCUGUGGUAUUCUGGGGGCAACAGUAAUGCCUCACAGCCUCCACUUGGGCUCUGGCGUGGUGCAGUCACGCCUCAAAGAGUUUGAUAUGAAAGCAGGAAACCUACGGGAUCUACCUCGCACCGACACGAUGACAACCGCCAACAGUUUUGAGAAGAUGUUUUACUUCCCCUCUAUGGCGGCCAUCAGACACUGCAUGAAGUUUUCCAUCGCCGAGGUCGUCUUCUCGCUGUUCACCUUUGCGCUCUUCGUCAACUCUGCCAUCCUCAUCGUCGCUGGUGCCUCGCUCUAUCAUGGCCAGACGACCUACGCGCCCGACAUCUUCGGUAUGCACGAUUUGCUGGCGAACAGCAUAUCCUCUGCCGCCGGAAUCAUCUUCGCCUUCGCACUUCUGCUCUCUGGAGUAUCGGCGGGGCUGGUGUGCACCAUUGCCGGCCAGCUUGCCAGCGAGGGCGCUUUGAACUGGCGAGUAAGGCCGUGGCUUCGCCGCUUGGUCACGAGAGUAAUCAGCAUCACGCCGACAGCCAUCAUUGUUGCGCUCGCAGGCCAAAAGGGGUUGAGCAACGCUUUGAAUGGGACGCAGGUUGUAUUGGGCACCGUGCUCCCCAUAAUCACGGCGCCGCUGAUCUACUUCACCUCGUUCAACAAGUACAUGACCGUUGUCCCAGGCGCCGCGACCUACGGAUUUGAUACAGGGGUUGUGCCCGCGAGGAGGUUUAGUACCGUCGGCGUGAAGAUGGCCAAUACGUGGUACGUGACUACGAUCGCGUUACUGAUUUGGUUGGUUAUUACAAUUAUGGUCCUGGCGAAUUUGGUAAUUCUAAUCACGUAG
This is a messenger RNA of Colletotrichum truncatum, 1752 nucleotides long. Its product is annotated as transporter protein smf2. NCBI's taxonomy places the organism in Eukaryota, Fungi, Ascomycota, Sordariomycetes, Glomerellales, Glomerellaceae. Gene Ontology annotation, molecular function: manganese ion transmembrane transporter activity; cadmium ion transmembrane transporter activity. The record is from RefSeq and is a predicted model, not a curated record. Gene Ontology annotation, biological process: intracellular manganese ion homeostasis; iron ion transport. Gene Ontology annotation, cellular component: membrane.